Ahaetulla prasina is the source of this 4139-nucleotide messenger RNA. RefSeq names its product early growth response 3 (gene EGR3). Gene Ontology annotation, biological process: regulation of transcription by RNA polymerase II. Bases 511 to 1863 code for a protein of 450 amino acids. The record is from RefSeq and is a predicted model, not a curated record. NCBI's taxonomy places the organism in Eukaryota, Metazoa, Chordata, Lepidosauria, Squamata, Colubridae. The transcript has 4 exons. Gene Ontology annotation, molecular function: RNA polymerase II cis-regulatory region sequence-specific DNA binding; DNA-binding transcription factor activity, RNA polymerase II-specific.
GUUACCCUGGAAAAAAAGCUUUGGACUGCGAGAAGGACUCGCGAUGUCGUUGAGGGUCUCUCUUAGCCUCGCAGGCCCGUUCCGACGAUAAUGUGGGGGAAGAUCCUUUGGGGCCCAUCCCAAGCUGCUUGGAGGAAAGCCAUCCAGGAAACACCUUCAGGGAUCUACCGAGGAUUGCGCGCUCUCCCCCCCCACUCUCCCCGACCCACCCACUCACCCACCCACCUUCCUCUGCCAACCGGCCCUCCCCUGUUCGCACCUCGCCUCCUUCCCUUCCCCUUCCCCCUCCCCUCCUCCCCCUCCCUUCCCCCCAACCCCGGUCGCCGCAACUUUUCUCUCGCAUGAGCUCCUUCUCACGGAUUUGCCAUUCGGAUGUCGCCUUGUUUGGAACGGCGCUCGGAGUCACUUUGAACCCCCCGGUGGCGCGGCGGCGGCGGCAGCUGCCUCGGUCUCUCCUCCUCUUCCUCUUCCUCCUCCUCCUCCUCCUCCUCCUCCUCCUCCUCCAGUGCUAUGACAGGCAAACUCGUGGAGAAGCUGCCAGGGACCAUGAACGCUUUGAUGAACCAGUUGCCUGACAAUCUGUACCCGGAGGAGAUACCCAACUCUCUCAACAUUUUCUCCGGCAACGGCGAGGCAACGGUGGCUCACUAUAAUAACCAGAUGGCGACAGAAAUCCCGGGCAAGUUUGUAAAGGUCCCAUGGAGGUCCCCGACCGCGUCGGUGGGGUGGGAAAGCGCCUGGAGAGACAAGCAGACAGGCAGACAGACCGACCAGUUCGCUCUCGGCAGUCUGAGAACUUCAGAUAAUGUUAUGGAUAUUGGUUUAGCCAACGACAAGGUCGGCCAAGACUUGUCCUCUUACUCGGGCUCCUUCCAGCCCGCUCCUGGGGGCAACAAGACGGUGACCUACCUGGGCAAGUUCGCCUUCGACUCGCCGUCCAACUGGUGCCAAGACAACAUCAUCAGCCUGAUGAGCAGCGGCAUCCUGGGAGUACCGCCGCCUUCCUCCAGCGCCCAGGCCUCGACGGGCAGCAUGGUGCAAGCGCAGAGCCAGGCCGAAGUGGACGGCAUGUACCCGGCGCUGCCUCCUUACUCCACCUGCGGCGACCUUUACCCGGGAGACCCGGUGUCCUUCCACGACCCGCAGGGCAACGCCGCCGGCUUGGCUUACCCCACGCAGGACUACCAAGGAGCUAAACAGGCCGGGGGUCUGGAUGGCAAUCUCUUCCCUAUGAUCCCGGAUUAUAACCUCUAUCACGGGCAUCCCAACGACCUGGGCAGCCUCCCAGAGCACAAACCUUUCCAGAACCUGGACCCAAUCCGGGUCAACCCGCCUCCCAUCACCCCACUGGAGACCAUCAAAGCCUUCAAGGACAAGCAAAUCCACCCGGGUUUCGGCAGCCUCCAGCAGCAGCCGCCGCCGCUCACCCUUAAGCCCAUCCGACCGCGCAAAUACCCCAACCGGCCCAGCAAGACCCCUCUCCACGAGCGGCCUCACGCCUGUCCGGCCGAAGGCUGCGACCGGCGCUUCUCGCGCUCCGACGAGCUGACGCGGCACCUGCGCAUCCACACGGGCCACAAGCCUUUCCAGUGCCGCAUCUGCAUGCGCAGCUUCAGCCGCAGCGACCACCUCACCACCCACAUCCGCACGCACACCGGCGAGAAGCCCUUCGCCUGCGAGUUCUGCGGGCGCAAGUUCGCGCGCAGCGAUGAGCGCAAGAGGCACGCCAAAAUCCACCUCAAGCAGAAGGAGAAGAAAGCUGACAAGGGACCUGCCGCUUCCACCACGGGGUCCGGCCUUGGCGGGCCCUCCGGCUCGGCCGCCGUCUCGGCCCUGGCCCCCGUAGUUACUACCUGCGCGUGACGCUGCCCCCGCCGCCCCGACGGCUCCCAGUGCCUCCCGAGCCAGGCUGCCUUUGGUUGCGACCUCGCGCAAAACCCGCGCAGCGGGAGCGGCUCCUGGCCAAGUCCGGCUCGGGCUCCCGUUUGAAGUGUGGGGUGUGUGUGGGGGGGGGAGGGGAGGUGGGGUGCCUCGGCGCGCCCGCUUCCCGUUGGCCACCGGCCAGUCGCUGGUGGGAAGGGAGGCUUGGAACUUUUCCGCGGGAUCGUCUUGAUCCUAAGCGGGCUCAGAAGGAAUUGUGGGGAAGCGGCGGCUGCGCUGCUUCUCUAGGAGGAACUGCCGGAGUGGAGGGAGGUGGGGGGGAGAAAGGCGGAGGUGUCGGGUUGGGUUUGGAUCUGGCUGACAGGUGUAAUUGAGGGGCACGCGGUUGGAUGCGGGGCAUCCCCUUGGAUUCUUUCAGGCCCCCCCCCCGCGCAACACACACGCCCUCGCCCUCCUCCCCUCCCCUUCUCUCGCCAGAAGGCGCCCUUUCCCCUAAGCGUCCCCUCUUUCUUCUCCCUCUCUAGAGGGGGGGGGGCACCAAAGCUCAGCGCCUGCUGCCCGUGGAGACCGUGUCUGCCUGCAUGCGUGUGGAAAUGUGUGCGUGGCUGCGCGUGCGUUGGGCCCCUUGAGCUGAACUGGACUGUUUGCACCCUUAGAAUUCAUCCUGCUCUCCCUCCCUCCCUCCCCCACCACCACUUUAUCUUCUCUUCCCCCUCCCCCACCUUUCCCCAAUAACUGAGAGUAGCUGGGGAGGGGGGAACAACCCAAGGUCGCUUUUGCAUCCCCCUCUCCCCACCAAAAAAAUCGCUGGAUCUUUACAAAAAAAUGCGCAGGACUGGGAGGUGGGGCUGGGCUGGCGUCUUUCCUCUUGUCUCUCUCGACCCUUCGGGUAGCUGCCUGCCGAUCUGCUUUCGCCUUCCUAGGCAGCGCCUUUGCCACUGCUAUUUGGGGGUAGCUCCAGUUCUUCCUGGUUUCUAAAGAGUAAACCCCCCCCACCCCCGCCUUUCCCCCUGUUCUCCCAGGCUGCUGUCCUCUGCUUUGCUCCUCUCCCAUCCCAGCUUAACUUGUAAGUCCCUGACCCAGGUCGAAGCAAAGACCCAAACAGCAGCAGACUCCUUUUCCUUGGGGGUCCUGUCUUCCUUCUGGCCCUCCACUGCCCCUGGCCACCUGGAGGGAUGGCUGAAAUGGCCUGCCAUCCUCCUCCUCCUCCUCCUCCUCCUCCUCCUCCUCCUCCUCCUCCUCCUCGCAUUGGGGUCCUUUAGUUAGAAGUUGGGCAUUGUGUGACCUAAAACCUUUGGGGAGGGGGGGGAGAGAGAGAGAGAGAGAGAGAGAAUAGUUGGGCUACUCCAAACUGUAAUUUCUCCAAGGCAGGGAUAAGAACUGAUGUAAGCCUGUUUUGGAUGAUCAGGCCAAUCCCCCCCUCCCUCCCUCCCUCGGGUCACUCACUCACUGAUGGUACCCAUGAAUGUAGUGGCUAGAGAGAGAGCCCCCCCCAAAAAAUGGAAUUCGGAGGGGGAGAGUUUCUCUCAACUUCCCUCUACCUUGAAUGUAUUUCCUGAUCCUCUUCUCUGGUUUAUUUUCCUCCUGGGACUUGGUUACUCCGAGAGGGAAAUGCGAUGAUCCAUUGUUUGAAGAGUCACUUUAUGUACUCCACUCCAUUACCCUUCUAUUCCUUUUUCAAAGCGCUGUGUGCGUGAAUGCGAGAGAGAGAGAGAGAGAGAGAGAGAGAGAGAGAGAGAGAGAGAGAGAGAGAGAGAGAGAGAGAGUGUAUGUGUGUGUAGUGAAUGUAUUCAAUCCAGCCGAACUAUGAAAGUGUUCAAACCACCCUUACAAAUUGAUGGCGGAGGGAAGGGCAUGGAUUAGCUAUUUCCAGAUCCUUCUAGCUCUCCCUGGAAAUGCUCAUUUUUAAGAAAGAGGGCUACUCUGUAAGAAUUUGGGGUGACGUUUUUUUUUAAGGGGGAAAAAAAACCCAACCCCAUUGUUUUCAAAAAAUGCAGGAAAAAAAAAACCCCAACAACCACCAGUGUUUUAAUGCAUACUUUUUAUAAUGUUAUUUUGGGAGGGUUUUGUUCUGUUUGGGGAUCAUUUAAACCGAAGGGGAGAGAAGUUUUUUUUGUUUUUCACCCUCUUCUUCCGGUACGUGCAUGUCACUGCAUGUCUUGCUCUAUUUUUUUUUUCCUUUUGUUUGUUUUAAUAAAAAUGCUCAGAUAUUUAAGCAAAACAAUGAUAAUAAUUAUUAAAAAAAAAAAAAACUUGUU